AUGUUCCAGCGGAUUCGCCGCGUCUCCUUCCCACACCCCAAGCGCAGCAUCGGAAUAUUCGAGGACCAAGCGCCGGCUUUUCCCGGCGCGAUGACGGAUCUCAUCGCCCUCGACGCUGCGUUUCACUGCCUUUUCGCGGCAGAAGAAGCCGGUGUGGCAGAUAUGCCGAUGAAGCAGAUGGUGCCAGUGCGAUUCGACAGGGUACGCCUGCAUUCAGCGAGCACGAUGGCCGCAAAGGUCGUUGCACACACGUUGCGUCAGUCGCCCACGUCGAUGCUGAUCGAUAUCGAGCUCUUGGACGCCAGCGACAGGGUCAUAUUGUCCGCCGAACGCGUCCGUCUGGUGGAGAUACCGGCCGCCAAGGAAGUCGACUCGAAUUCGCUUGUCUAUCGGACCACCGCCUAUUUCCUGGAUCGGGCAGGUAUGCCGUCGCACUUGGUGGCGGAGGCCACUCCCGCAAUCGAUGCUUCGCAUGAGGCGGAUGCCAUCGGCGAAGCACUGAUGCUUCUUGAGGCUGGAUGUCUGCGUCAGGCUUGGGCGGCGUUUCGCUCCUUUGAUCCUGCGGCAACCGCAAUCGCCGAGACGGAAGGUGAUUGGCAUGGAUAUCUGACGUCUGCAUUGCUUUGGCAUCUGGAAACGAGGGAACUCGCCCGGGAAGAAAACGGCAGUCUUUCACUCGUAGAAGAUUGCAAUCUGCCGACAGUUCCUUCCGUCGUGCAAUCACUGCUGGCACGACAUUCCACGAUGGCUUCGGAAGCGGCCGGCCUCGCAAGACUGAGCGAGAUCAUCGACCGGCUCGUCGCGGGCGAUGCGACCGUCGCGGCCGACCUGCGGUCUGCUCACUGGCGCCAACUGGAUGUUGUUUCCGAACAGAUCUCGCUACUACGGCGCCUGAUCCACCGGCAGAUCGAGCGGGUAUUGAAUGCCCGCGCGCCAGAUCGUUUUCUUCGUGUACUCAUGGUGGGAGCCCACCAUUCCGUCAUCGUUGCCCAGCAUUUCGAACGACUAUCCGGUGUCGAGUUUUUCAUCACGGACAUUGAUGCCGAUCGGUUGGAGCACGCGCGUUCUACGCUUGGCAACGACUCGACCAGAAUCCAUUGCGUCUCAUGGGAAGAGCUCGAUGGCUUUCCUGCCGGUUCGUUCGACAUCGCGGCGGCGAUCGACGCCCUGAGUGAAAUUGCGGCAUCCCAGGACGGCCUGCAGCGCCUCAGGCGCGCGCUGCGGCCUAACGCACCUCUCAUAGCCGGUGAACCGGCUCCCAGUCUGUUUUGGGACCUUAUCCGUGGCAUUCGUCCGAGCUGGUGGGCGCGUUCGGCAAACGCCGAAUUCCCGGUUGGCGCACUGUUGACGAGCCGGGAAUGGUCCGACGAGCUGGCCCUGGCCGGAUUCGCAAAGAUCUCGGUGACACCCGUACUGGAAGACGAGACCAUCGGAAUGGUGCUCAAUGCCGCUGCAGUUGAAGAGCGGCACGAUCUGGAGGGAGAACGCGAAGGGCAUUGGACGUGGCAUGGCACGCAGAGCCCCAAGACGCGCCAGCUGCAGGCAUUUAUGGAUCGGCGGUCAGGGGAACGAGAGCACCUCGGGAAGCGCACUGCCGGAGGAGUGAUCUGGCAGGUUGACGCCACAACCGAGUUCAAUGCGGACCAUCUUGCCACUCAUCUCGAUGGAAUUGCAGAUUGCGCUCGACAUCACUCGCCGCCGGCCAAUGCUAUCGUCGUGCUGGUGGAUUUCGGUGAUGGUCAACGCCACCACUGCGCAUGCCUGCAAGAACCCAUAUGGACGGCAUUGGCAGCGGCCUUGCGCGUCAUGCAGAAUGAAUUUCCUCAACUUUCCAUACGCCAUGUCGGCGUCGCAGGCUCUCAAUCGGCGUCUAAUUUCUUCGAACUCAUCGCAAACGAGAUUUGCUCUCCAGAUGACGAACGCGAGGUCCUUUACUGGAAUGGCGAAAGGCUCGUAUUUCGCGUGCAGCGCGGCUUGUUGGCUGAAACGCAGAUAGUGCCAAGUACCGAGACCGAAGCCCUGCAGCUCAUGGCGCGUAGCGCCGCUACGCAUGGUUCUUUGCUAUGGCGCUCCCGACCGAAGAUGGCGCCCGCAGCGGGAGAGGUCGGCAUUGAAGUGCGCGCGACUGGUCUCAACUUCCGAGACGUGAUGUGGAAUCUUGGCCUCUUGCCUGAGGAAGCACUCGAGGAAGGCUACGCCGGAGCGUCUCUGGGCAUGGAAUGCUCAGGCGUUGUUUCUGAGGUUGGCGAAGGCGUUUCAAACCUCACUGUCGGAGACAAUGUCGUCGCCUUCGUGGAAGCAGGCUUUGCAACCCACGUAACCGCUCCCGUCUUCGCUGUUCGACGUAUACCUCAUGGGAUGUCUUUCGAAGUCGCAGCAAGCGUCCCUGUGGCUUUCCUGACAGCCUACUAUUCGCUCGUUCGCCUGGCGCAGAUCAGACAAAAUGAAAUCGUCCUAAUUCAUGGCGGAGCAGGGGCCGUUGGACUUGCCGCCUUGCAGGUGGCGCGGGCCAGGGGAGCGCGUGUAAUUGCUACGGCUGGCACCGAAGAGAAGCGCGCAUUGCUGCGAGACCUUGGCGCCGAGAAGGUUCUGAAUUCGCGUACCCUAUCAUUCGCAGACGAUGUCAUGGCGCACACGAACGGGAAGGGCGUCGAUAUUGUCCUCAACUCCCUGGCGGGCGAAGCCAUGAUAAGAUCCAUGGAUUGCCUACGGCCGUUCGGGCGCUUCAUCGAACUCGGCAAGCGUGAUUUCUACGCAAAUACGCAUGUGGGACUCAGGCCGUUCCGCAAGAAUCUCUCCUAUCACGGCGUCGACGUCGAUCAGUUGAUCGACGACCACAGCGAUCUUAUUGAAGAGAUGUUCGAUGAAAUCCUCGAUUACUUCAGAUCAGGAGACCUCAAGCCCCUGCCGUAUUGUCUCUUCUCGGGCGAGCAUGUCGCUGAGGCCUUCCGAUUUAUGCAGCGGUCUUCACACAUUGGAAAAAUCGUCGUUUCGCCGGCCAAGGUCGCUACGCUCCCCAGAUCUGCAAUGGGGAAAUUCCCGGUUUCUCCAGAUGGCUGGCAUGUCGUCGUUGGAGGUACCAGCGGCUUCGGCUUUGCGACCGCGGAAUGGCUGAUUGAACGCGGCGCGAAGCACGUCGUUCUCGCCAGCCGGUCGGCUUCUCCCGGCGAAGCCUUGCAAACCAGGAUCGACGAAUUCCGGCGGGACGGAAUCGAGAUCGGCGUGAUGGUGCUGGAUGUCGGUGAUGCCUCGGCGUGCAGAAGGGUGUUUGCGGACCUUGCCGGCAUUCGUCCAAUUCGCGGCAUUGUACAUGCCGCCAUGGUUCUGGAUGAUCGCCUGAUCCAGAACAUGGAUCGGGAAGCGAUCCAAAAGAAGGAUGUCGAGCCCUUCGACCAUGCCGAUGGCGAGAUCGUGCGGUCGGUCGACACGAACGGCCGCUUCAGCUUCGCCGGCCGGCAGCUCAAGGCUUUCAAGGCGCUGUCCGGCAAGCGCAUUGCGCUCCGGCCCACCGACAAAGACGGCGUCUACGACCUCGUCUUCCGCAACAUCGUGCUCAAGCCCAUCGACCUCCAUCGAUAA
This is a messenger RNA of Ostertagia ostertagi, 3579 nucleotides long. NCBI's taxonomy places the organism in Eukaryota, Metazoa, Nematoda, Chromadorea, Rhabditida, Trichostrongylidae. The record is from the annotation of a GenBank genome assembly.